This is a messenger RNA of Solanum dulcamara, 1661 nucleotides long. Its product is annotated as pyruvate dehydrogenase E1 component subunit beta-1, mitochondrial-like. Lineage: Eukaryota; Viridiplantae; Streptophyta; Magnoliopsida; Solanales; Solanaceae. Gene Ontology annotation, molecular function: pyruvate dehydrogenase (acetyl-transferring) activity. The transcript is spliced from 15 exons. Gene Ontology annotation, biological process: pyruvate decarboxylation to acetyl-CoA. The record is from RefSeq and is a predicted model, not a curated record. The coding region runs from base 187 to 1320 and encodes 377 amino acids.
AAGCCAAUUUUAACGUGCCUCUCUCUCACAUUCCCAAUUUUGUUACUCUCUGUUCGUCUCGACUAUUGUUGGCGCCCGCCUCCACCAAACACCUAAUUUACAGGUUCAUUAUCGAUUAAUCAGAUCGAACCUUUUGAUUUCUUCAUAUAAUUUUUCCGGGAAUUCAAUAGCUAGAAGGAAGCGGAUAUGUCUGGGAUUAUAGGUCGAAAAAUGGCCAGCAGAGGCGUUUCUGGUUUGAAUAUGAAUCAGUUCCUGCUGGGAAGCAGGGUAUUUGCAUCUAGAAAUUUUUCUUCAGCAGCUAAAGAGAUGACUGUCCGUGAUGCUCUAAAUUCUGCUCUGGAUGAAGAAAUGUCUGCGGAUCCAAAGGUCUUUGUAAUGGGGGAGGAGGUUGGUGAAUACCAAGGAGCCUAUAAGAUUACCAAAGGGCUGUUGAGUAAAUAUGGUCCAGAAAGAGUUGUUGAUACACCCAUUACUGAGGCUGGAUUUACUGGAAUGGGAGUUGGUGCUGCUUAUCAUGGUCUGAAACCUGUUAUAGAAUUCAUGACUUUCAACUUUUCAAUGCAGGCAAUUGACCAUAUUAUCAAUUCUGCUGCAAAAUCAAAUUACAUGUCUGCCGGUCAGAUCUCAGUCCCCAUCGUCUUCAGGGGUCCUAAUGGUGCUGCAGCUGGCGUUGGUGCUCAACAUUCUCAGUGCUAUGCGGCAUGGUUUGGUGCAUGUCCUGGAUUGAAGGUGCUAGCUCCAUACUCUUCUGAAGAUGCUCGCGGCCUGCUAAAAGCUGCUAUCAGGGAUCCUGAUCCUGUUGUUUUUCUGGAAAAUGAGUUGCUAUAUGGUGAGUCUUUUCCUGUUUCUGCCGAAGUUCUUGAUUCUAGUUUCUCUCUUCCCAUUGGAAAAGCUAAGAUUGAACGUGAAGGAAAGGAUAUCACAAUUACUGCUUUCUCAAAGAUGGUUGGUUAUGCUCUUAAGGCUGCCGAAAUUCUUGCAAAAGAGGGAAUUAGUGCUGAGGUCAUAAAUUUGCGCUCUAUCCGACCACUUGAUAGACCCACCAUUAAUGCUUCCGUGAGGAAAACCAACAGACUUUUAACUGUUGAAGAAGGGUUCCCACAACACGGCGUUGGAGCUGAGAUCUGUGCAUCUGUGGUUGAGGAAAGUUUUGAGUAUCUUGAUGCACCAGUCGAGAGGAUAUCUGGGGCUGAUGUUCCUAUGCCAUAUGCAGCAAAUCUGGAAAGAAUGGCUGUUCCACAGAUUGAAGAUAUUGUUCGUGCAGCAAAGAGGGCAUGUUACAGAGCAGCAAAAUCAGUUCCACUGGCUGCAACUGCUUAAGCUUGGUAGGAACAAAGCUGGUUUUAAGCAUUUUCUUUCCUCUUCGUGGAUAUUGAUUCUUUAUCCGCCUGCGAGUGGAUGCUUCUGAACUCACCAUCCUGAGAAGUUUAGUUUGACCAUGCAAAAGAAAAAGCUAAAUGUUAGAAAUAAAACUUGUAGAAAAUAAAUUUUGCCGUUUUCUUGCUCUCUUUACACUGGUGUUACCAAAUGUUAUGUAAGACAAACACGCUACUACUGAUGGAAGAGAAAGUAGUAGACACCACUGCAACUUCUUUGUGAGUUUUGACUGCUGAUGGUUCAUGAGAACAAACUCUACGCUGCUUAUAUGAUGUAUGUUUGUA